This is a messenger RNA of Dendrobium catenatum, 654 nucleotides long. RefSeq lists its product as uncharacterized. The record is from RefSeq and is a predicted model, not a curated record. The transcript is spliced from 2 exons. The coding region runs from base 1 to 654 and encodes 217 amino acids. NCBI's taxonomy places the organism in Eukaryota, Viridiplantae, Streptophyta, Magnoliopsida, Asparagales, Orchidaceae.
AUGACCUGUGAACAACUAGCUCGCAACACGUGCGCCUUUGCGGUGUCUUCCAACGGCUUGCGUUGCCUUCUUGAGAAGCAUGCGCGAGGGGCUGAGCUGGGGGAGGAGGUAUACACGUGCCAGACCUCCGGUUUAAAAGCCACUGUUAUGGCUGGAUGGGUUGAGACGGACGUGUGCAUUGCAGCCUGCAGUCUAGAGAGGGAAUCGGUCGGCAUCUCUUCAGAUUCUCUGCUCAACCGGCGGUUCAUGGAACGACUAUGCUCGUCGGAAUGCUUCCUGAACUGCCCCAACAUUGUCGAUCUUUACUUCAGCAUCGCCGCCGGCGAAGGAGCUUUCCUUCCAAAUUUGUGCAGAGCGAAUGGCUUUAGAAGGGAAAUAUCCGAGAAAAUAAUCUACGCAAGUGGACUGAAGAUCAAGUCGAGCUCAAGACUCCUUGACCGUAUCUUACAUAUUAAAUCACUGAUGCCUAGGAGAAAUAUCAUGGAAUUUGAUGAUCCUUCCAACAGGGACGCAUCGAUGCCAACUGUAGAGAGAAAUCAGAAAAUUUCUAAUGUUGAUUUGAGCCCUACAUCUGCUCCACAAUUGAAUUCUCAUGCUAGUGAGAACUCCUCAUCUAAGCGACAUAUAGAUAUUGAUCCUCCUCGUCAAUGGUGA